This is a messenger RNA of Vicia villosa (hairy vetch), 1062 nucleotides long. RefSeq lists its product as uncharacterized. The transcript is spliced from 3 exons. Gene Ontology annotation, molecular function: structural constituent of ribosome. Lineage: Eukaryota; Viridiplantae; Streptophyta; Magnoliopsida; Fabales; Fabaceae. The record is from RefSeq and is a predicted model, not a curated record. Gene Ontology annotation, cellular component: mitochondrion. The coding region runs from base 90 to 551 and encodes 153 amino acids.
UUUUUCCUUCCAUACAAUAACUCGUCGUUGUGAUUGUCUCCACUUCUUGGGCUAUAGCCGCCGGAGAAAGGAAAAGAAAUUCCGAAGCUAUGUCGACUGCAUUGGGCACCAGAGUUCACUCUCUUCGAAACUCUUCGUUACUCCGAUUCCCCCUCAGUUUCAUCAGAACCCUAUCAUCUUCUACUCCUUCUCCAUCUACUGAUGCCGCCGCUACUACUAAGAAAUCAAAGCGAAGAAAGAAGAAAAACUUUUUCGAGGUGGCUCAGUUCUUACCUAGCUGGGGAAUCGGAUACCACAUGGCCAAGACUCACUGGAAAGAAGUUUCGUACGAGAUCACUAAACUCAAUCUCUACAAGGAUGGGAAACAUGGCAAAGCUUGGGGCAUUGCUCAUAAAAAUGGUUUGCCUUUAGUAGAUGCUCCAAAAAAAAUUAGUGGAGUUCACAAGCGUUGCUGGAGGUACCUCCCAAAUGUAGUAAAAGCAUCAGAAACUUCACCAACCUUGACAAGUUCCACAGACAGUGACUUAAAAGUUGAAGCACAAGCAAGUUAAUGCUUUGUAGUGACUUUGGGUUGGGAUUUAUGUUUUCGACAUUAUGCCUUGUGUUUUAGAUUAGAUUUUCAUCUGGCAUAGUUGUUUUUUUUACUAUGUUAACAUUUUGAGUCGAUCGGCAAAUACACCUUGCGCGUUCAAGGAAGGUUUAUGUGCUUCUAUCUUUAAAUUUCUGAUUGAAUAACCUCUUGACCAUGAUACUUGCUUUGGGAGAGUGAGCUAAGUGCAUUUAAUUCUUUCUUGAUAUGUAUGUCAUUGGCCUACUAUAUUAUAUCUAUCUAUUAUCUAUUACUAUUAUUAUGUUAAGUAAAAUGCUACUUACUUAUAAGCCGCCAUUUCCUACAAAACUCGGGAACUACAUGAGAAAAACGUCCCUCUCUAUUGUCUGCCAUCUCCAAAAAAUAUAAAUUAGCUGAUGAGAUAGUAAAGCACUGGACUCAUUCAUCGACCAACUCAUAGAUAAUGGCACUCUCCGUUCCCCACCAUCCCCAUUGAUCAUCUAUAUUCUUCC